Molecule: messenger RNA, 777 nt
Organism: Aplosporella prunicola CBS 121167
Lineage: Eukaryota; Fungi; Ascomycota; Dothideomycetes; Botryosphaeriales; Aplosporellaceae
Exons: 1
Coding region: 1-777 (258 amino acids)
Source: RefSeq, a predicted model, not a curated record
AUGUCACCCCAACCACAACCACCACAGCCAACAUACCCCUCGCUCCCCGACCUCCCCUGGCCCCCAAAACCUCUCAUCAUCCUCCUCGUCCUCCUCGGCGCCCUCCUCGCCUCCGCCGCACUAAUUGUCUACCUCAUGCACGUCCCGCCCCCGCCCUUCAGCCACACUAUCGCUGGGCGCGCUUGGAAGGGCUUUGUACGGUGCUACUACCGCUACUACCACAACAACAACUACUACUACUACCACGACAUUAACUACUACGGCAACGGCGACGCCGACGAAAGUGCUGACGCCGACACCGUGGAACUAGCGCGCUUGCGCCCCGGUGUGGAGGGGGGACGCACCACGGCGCUGAGCUCGCCGUUCUUGGACAGCGCGGUAGCGUCGCCGGUGCUGCGUGGGCGUGGGGGUGGGGUGUCUACGCCUGCGACGGCAUGCGAGGCUGGCAUUGCGGCGUGGGAUACUGGCAUCGACACUCGCACCGGCAGUGACUUCGACACCAACUCCGACGCCGGCGCGCGCUUCAACUUCAGCUUCCGACGCGGGCCCAGGGACGCCGGCGCGUACACGGCCGUGCAUGCCACUGGAGAGGACGACGACAGUACGUCCGACCACGACCGAGAGCAACACCAAGAACUCCCGCCCUGGCUCGCACGCAUAGCGCGCGCCAUGGACCGUGCAGCUGAGGAACUCGCGCGCCUGACGCAGGGGGAUGGCGGAGAGGGGGAGCUGGUCAUGAGGGUUACGGCGGAGGAGAGGGGGGGUGGGGUUGAGUAG